Somion occarium is the source of this 2870-nucleotide messenger RNA. The record is from the annotation of a GenBank genome assembly. NCBI's taxonomy places the organism in Eukaryota, Fungi, Basidiomycota, Agaricomycetes, Polyporales, Cerrenaceae.
AGUUGAGGCAGGGCGUUUUACCGAGAACGCCACAGGAUUGGGUAAAACCACGUCUACUACUAACUUGCCAGCAGGGCCGCAGCCGGAUAUCCUUUGUAAUUUUCAAGUGUGCUUGUUAGAUCUUGCUCUUACAGUCUUUCCCUACUUCAUGAGCGUAAUCCCCUGCUAGGCUUCCCCAGCCGGCCAGAAAGCAUUUUACAUGAAACCAGCCGACGUCGCGCUCAAUUUCGGCACACCAUCUGGUUCUCCUCGAACGUCUUCAGACUUUGAGGAACUCAAUUAUCCACAUCACCAUACCGCAACUUCCAACUCUCCAACAGGUAGCCUAGGCUGGACCGCAGUACCACGUAGAGAGGAGGAACUACCUUUACCACAUUACAUGAGCGAGGACACCGCUCGGAGGCGGGUCCCUCGUGCGCCUGCUGUAGAUGGAGGAGAGACGUUCGUUGCACAGGAUGAGAAGCAUCCUAUGGAUUACGACGUCUACGAUGAUGGAGGGAAGGACGUAUAUGCCAAGAUGAAGGCGGCGAGGGGACCUGUAGGGAGUGGUCGGCUAAGGCGACCGCCAGCCCCUCCCCCUACCACUGUCGGAGAGCUGAUUCAACAAAACUUGGAACAUAUUCCACCCAUCAUUUAUACCUUGCUCGCUUGUUGGACGCGGUUCCAUAAGAUCGGUAAAUCCGGUAAUGUUAUUUGGGAUGAGGCGCACUUCGGAAAGUUUGGUAGCCAUUACCUCAAACGCGAGUUCUAUUUCGAUGUGCAUCCGCCACUGGGAAAGAUGCUCGUUGGUCUUGCCGGCCUUCUGUCAGGCUAUGAUGGGAGCUUUGACUUCAAGAGCGGAGAAGCAUACCCUGAACACGUACCUUAUACCGCUAUGCGAGUAAUAAUGGCGACCUUCGGUGUUGCGAUGGUACCUUUGGGCUGGUACACAGCUGUGGAGCUUGGCAUGAGUUGGCGAGCAUGCCAUUUGGUUGCGCUGAUGGUUCUUUUUGAUGUCGCUUGGUUGUGCAUCUCUCGCUUUAUUCUUCUGGAUUCGAUGCUACUUUUCUUCACGUUCACUACCGUUUUUUGUCUUUCUAAAUUCCACAACCAACAAUACCACUCCUUCUCUUUCGAUUGGUGGAUGUGGUUGGCUAUGACUGGAAUUUCAAUCGGUUGUGUCACUAGCGUGAAAUGGGUCGGGCUUUUCGUCACGGCUUUGGUUGGGUUGUAUACCAUUGAAGAUCUUUGGGACAAAUUCGGUGACCUCAAGAUGCCUGUGCGUGAUCAAAUACGACACUGGGGUGCUCGCAUCGGUUGCCUUAUUGUCCUGCCGAUACUAGUAUACAUGGCUUCCUUCAAGUUGCAUUUCUUGAUCCUGAACCACUCAGGUCCUGGUGAUGCCCAAAUGAGCUCCUUGUUCCAAGCUAAUCUUGUUGGCAAUGACUUUGCAAGCAAUCCACUGGAUGUCGCCUUCGGUUCUAAGGUUACUCUGAAGAACAUGGGUUGGGGUGGUGGUCUCCUUCACUCACACGUUCAAACAUACCCUGUGGGUUCAAAUCAGCAACAAGUUACAUGUUACCACUACAAAGAUGAAAACAACGACUGGUACAUCACUCCUCGAUGGGGCGAGCCAGAGCCAGACGCCGAAGGCCCUAUCCGGUUCCUCCAAGAUGGGGAUGUCAUUCGACUUCGACACGCAGCUACAACCCGCAAUCUUCACUCUCAUCCCAUUCCCGCACCUGUCACCAAAUUGAAUCACGAAGUGUCCUGUUACGGCAACUUGACCAUCGGCGAUGAACAUGAUUAUUGGGUUGUCGAAGUCGUUGACGAUAUAAAACGCGGCAAGAAGAACAAUGUGGAUAAGAUUCAUUCGCUCACUACUCGUCUGCGAUUCCGUCAUCAGGUUCUCGGUUGUUACCUUCGUGCCGCCAAUGCGAUUUUGCCUCAGUGGGGUUUCAAGCAGGUUGAAGUCAGUUGUGAGAAAGAGAAUAAUCCUGGAGACGUUCACACUUAUUGGAACGUCGAGAGUCAUUGGAAUGAUCGCUUGCCGCGUGGCAAUACCAAGUUCUACCGCUCGCCAUUCUUGAGAGACUUCUGGCAUCUAAACGUUGCCAUGAUGACGUCAAACAACGCUUUGAUUCCUGACCCCGACAAGGAGGAUAUUCUCGCUUCCAAACCUCUUGACUGGCCAUUCCUGCGCCUUGGUUUGCGCAUGUGUGGUUGGGGGGAUAAUCAGACGAAGUACUACCUCCUUGGAACACCUGUCAUCUGGUGGGCUGGCACAACGAGUCUGGUCGUGUCCCUCUUGGUCCUUGCUGUCUAUUUAAUUCGUAUGCAACGACGGUAUGCGGACAUGGAACCAAGAGAAUGGGAUCACUUCAUCUAUGUGGGGAAAAUCGCAUUCUUUGGUUGGUUUUUGCACUACUUCCCCUUCAUGAUCAUGGGACGAGUCACAUAUGUCCACCACUAUCUCCCCACCCUCUACUUCUCAGUCCUGAUGUUCGCUCAUCUUGUUGACCACUUUGUGUUGACAUCAAAACGAUUCUCCGAGAAGACGAAAUGGAUAGUAUUCGGCGCCCUAUCCUUCACAAUCUUUGCUUGCUUCUGGUGGUUCAGAGGUCUUGCGUUUGGUAUGGAUGGUCCUAUCAAUGAACACUGGGGCCUAAGAUGGCGAAGGAGCUGGAAUAUUUAUAACGACUAACGUAGAAUCAUACCUGUACCUUUUACAGCUUGUCCCUCGUAUAUAGGCUAUUUUCAAAGGACGCUUCUCCAAUUUAGUUUUCAACAUGGCACUCAUACAUACCAUAGGAUUUGAUAUUAUAUUCGGAGCUGUUGGUGACCUUGUAAGAGGUAUCAUAUUGCGGCAGUGUCCCCGACCAUUCGGACAG